GGUCGGGUUUCCUCCGAGGCUGGCGAUAGCGAAGCUCCCACCUUCCCUUCCAGCGAGCUGCCCCGCGCCCUCCGGAGACCGACCCGGCCAAGAUGUGGACGCGCUGGCUCGCGCUGGCGCUCGUGGCGGCCGCCGGGGUCCACGCCGAGGAAGAACAAAGAAGCAAAUCCAAGAUCUGUGCCAAUGUGUUUUGUGGAGCUGGACGGGAAUGUGCAGUCACAGAAAAGGGAGAACCCACCUGCCUCUGCAUUGAGCAAUGCAAACCUCACAAGAGGCCUGUGUGCGGCAGCAAUGGCAAGACCUACCUCAACCACUGUGAGCUGCAUCGAGACGCCUGCCUCACUGGAUCCAAAAUCCAGGUUGACUAUGAUGGACACUGCAAAGAGAAGAAAUCUGUAAGUCCAUCUGCCAGCCCAGUUGUUUGCUAUCAGUCCAACCGUGAUGAGCUACGGCGUCGCAUCAUCCAGUGGUUGGAAGCAGAGAUCAUUCCAGAUGGCUGGUUUUCUAAAGGCAGCAACUACAGUGAAAUCCUGGACAAGUACUUUAAGAACUUUGAUGAUGGUGACUCUCGUUUGGACUCCAAGGAAUUCCUGAAAUUUGUGGAGCAGAAUGAGACCGCCAUCAAUAUUACCACCUAUGCAGACCAUGAGAACAACAAGCUGCUUAGAGGACUCUGUGUUGAUGCUCUCAUUGAACUUUCUGAUGAAAAUGCUGACUGGAAACUCAGCUUCCAAGAGUUCCUCAAGUGCCUCAACCCAUCCUUCAACCCGCCAGAGAAGAAGUGUGCCCUGGAGGAUGAAACAUACGCAGACGGAGCUGAGACUGAGGUGGACUGUAACCGCUGCGUGUGUGCCUGCGGGAACUGGGUCUGCACAGCCAUGACCUGUGAUGGAAAGAAUCAGAAGGGGACCCAGACCCAGACAGAGGAGGAGAUGACCAGAUACGUCAAGGAGCUCCAAAAGCACCAGGAAACCUCCGAAAAGACCAAGAGAGUGAGCACCAAAGAGGUCUAACGAGGAGGCGUGUGGGAACAGUGUCUGGAGCCCAACACCUCCUCUUCUACUUCAGCACUGAAUUCAGUAUCCGCAAGUGUCUGCUACAGCCGCCAAAUCACCAGUAUUUUCUUGUAUAGCAAUGAGUUCUAUUUUGUCUAUUUGUUUUGCAAUAAAGGAAAUGGAGUGGCUGACUAGGAGAGGGAAGGGCCACAGCCUUCAUUUCUAAGAGUGUUUUGAAAGUAACUAUGUAAACAGGUCUCAGGGCCUGGAGGCAAGUAAGGAAACUGCAUCAAGGUUUGGAGAAGGAUUGACCCAGAUGCGAACCACUUCAGAAUCUCCCAAAACUGUAAACUCGCUGCAGAGAGUGUGAGCAAUGCCAGGGAGCACUUAGCAGACAGUCCUCUCAGGAGGGGGUUGGGAAGCUCAGUGGAGAAGGCCUACCAUUUCUAACCCUUCUAUUGGCCAUCAGCUUAACAGAUGCUCCAGCAUCUGUGCUUCUGGUAGCCCCAACCACUACGUCUGGAUACACAGUCACCCUGCUAGUUGCCAGUAUCCUCAGACUUGAUGGAGUCUCUGGGAGGUUUCACCCAUGUGAUGCAGAUACUUGUCUCCUUUAAGCCCCUUAGAGACCUAACCAAAUUUUAAAAAUACUCUUUACCAAAGGUGCUAUUUUCUGUAAAACUUUUUUUUGGCAAGUCGACUUCAUUCUUCAAUUAUUAUCAUUAUAUUAUUGUUGUUUCUUUUACUGUUCAUUUUCUUGACUAGAAAUUAAGCAUCUGUAAUUAUUUUUUCAGUAAUCUUACCAUUUCAAAGGUGGGAGAGUUUUGGGUUCUUCCUGAUGCAGAAAUCGCUGUAACCCUGACUCCCUUACCCCACCACAUACUAGAAGCAGCCCAGGGCUUGGCCCCCUGGCUUCCAAGGGCCAGCAGUCUGCCAGAGAAGCAGUGGAUGCCUCAGAGGCCAAGGGAAGAUGAAGCAUCUUUAUACAAAGGUUUCAAAAUCCCAAAAGUUCAUUUGUUUUUGCUUAUUCUGAUGAAUUCAUGCAAACCAGUGCUCCAAAGGGCGAAACAAGUGAAGCUAAGCAAGGCUUAACAAUCCAGCUGCCCAGUGUGCUCAUCAAUGCACCACUAGUUAGGACAAUAACUUUGGCCGUCUCUUCCUCAGUUUCCUGAGUCAGCAGGUAGGAAUGCAUGAACCUUUCAAUUUGGUAGAUUUUAAUUUCUUUGUUUCUGAUAAUUGGUCCAGGAAGAAACAUGUUCCUGUAAUUUUUCUACUUCUUAAGAUAAAAUGAAACCUUGUUGUUAUAACAAGAAGAGUCUGAGAGAAAAAAAGUCCCAAUUUAAUGUCUGUCUGAAUGGCCCAGGAAGAUUGUGCUGUGCUGUCCAGCCCCCUCUCGUAAAGCCAGCCAGGAAGAAUGGGAAAUACCCCACUUUCUCUUCAUUUUUUGCAUUUAACUUCUUGGAAACAGAAAUGGUUUUGCCAUCAGAGAUGAGGACAAAAGGUUCCACAAUUCAGGAGUGGGGGAAACAUGGAUAUUGAAUCUUAGAACUAUGAUUGGGCAGAAGUCGUUUAUUGCUGUGUCUUUUGAUUUCUGUCAUUAUUUACCCCACUUAAUAUCAUGCUUAAGAUGCAUUUGGAAAAACAAAGAUUAAAAGCUUGAUAUAAGAUCUCAUUUUCAGAAAGCAGAUUAUAGACCACUAGAGGGGAAUUAUUUAGAGUAUAUUACACAGAACUGAGAAAGUUGUGCUGAAAAUGAAAUUCCUUCUAAAUAAGUUUUCUUGUUCUCCUUUGAAAGGAAGACAUUGUACUUUGUUUCGAAUUCUGAGCUUUUACACAUCAUCCCACUUAAAAGUUUUUCUUUCAACCCCAGUUGUGCAGCCCAAAAUGUACCUCCCUUUCUAGGUGACUUGGAGAGCUCCCAACAGCACACUUUAAUCCAGUUUUGUCAGCUUUGUACAGCAUAGAAGAAAGGGCAGGAGUGCCAGCUUGUUUAAAGCUAGAAGCCAGAGUAACAUUCACCAGUUAGGUUUAAGACAGUGGUUGCCACCAAGACAGAAACAUUGAAUUCCCAAGAGCAAAUCUGCAUUCCUUCUGUAAAUAGGAAAACUAUUGUCAGCACCAUAGGCUCACAUCAUCUAAUGACCAUCUGAUGACUUAAGCUGCUAAACAGCCUGGUUUGUAGAGUCUUGCUAAAGCUUGGCAUGGAGCAUGGAGCAAACAAACAGGGUUUUGUUUGUUUGGGGUCAGUUCCUGCAGCACAGGGUUUAGACUGCGAGCUUCCUUGGACUUUCUCAGUGUAUGUGUGGUUUUAUAAGCAUCUGUUAAGAUUCAGUGUCCAUAGAAUGUCGUAUGUCCUAACUCUGGACUCCAUCACUGUUUGAACAGUAGGGCUCCCCUACCUGCUAAUGAGCCCAUGUGGACCAAUCUGAAUGUCUUUCCUUUACACUUAACGUUUUUAAGUAGUCAAAUUCCAAGAAGCAAUUUGAACAGGUUUCUGUUGCCUUGUGUUUGUGAAAUGUAUUUGUAUUUAGUAGGCUUCCAUACUGCAUUUAACUUGUUUUUGUAACUUCUGGGUUUGUUUGGACUUUUUUUUUUUUUUUUUGGAUACGAUUGAUAAAUAAAGAAAUUAAA
Molecule: messenger RNA, 3626 nt
Organism: Talpa occidentalis (Iberian mole)
Lineage: Eukaryota; Metazoa; Chordata; Mammalia; Eulipotyphla; Talpidae
Gene: FSTL1
Product: follistatin like 1
Exons: 11
Coding region: 93-1013 (306 amino acids)
Biological process (GO): cell differentiation; multicellular organism development; regulation of BMP signaling pathway
Molecular function (GO): calcium ion binding; protein binding
Source: RefSeq, a predicted model, not a curated record